Arabis nemorensis is the source of this 1761-nucleotide messenger RNA. NCBI's taxonomy places the organism in Eukaryota, Viridiplantae, Streptophyta, Magnoliopsida, Brassicales, Brassicaceae. The record is from the annotation of a GenBank genome assembly.
AUGGAUUCAGAUUCGGGGCCGAAGCUCAGAUCACUCAUUCCUCAGCUAAUGUCUCUCAAAGACACUACGAAUUCGGAGUUCAUAUCACUUCUAAUUCAAAUAAUCUCGCUGGUCAGCUCAUCAAUCGAUUUAGAUUCGCAACCGGAGUCGAAGCUCAUGUCCCUUGUGAGUCAAGCAAUCUCUAUCUUCAACUCUAUGGAUUUGGAUUCCCAGCCGAAGCCCCUGUCGGAUCUCAUAUCUUUCUUUUCUCAAGAAGUAUCUAUCGCCAAUACUUUAGAUUUGGAUUCGGAGCCGAAGCUCAUAUCACUCAUCUCUCAACUAGCCUCUCUCGAAGACACUAUGAAGUGGGAUCUGGACUCGGAUUCUGAUUCGGAGGCUCCGAAACCCGUACCAGCACUCAUUACUCAGAUAAUCUCUCUGGUGAGCUCAAUGGAUUUGGAUUCUCAGCCGAAGCCAGAGUCGAAGCUGAUGUCACUUGUUUCUCAAGCAAUCUAUGUCUUCAACUCUUUGGAUUUGGAUUCCCAGUCGAAACAGCUGUCGAAGCUCAUAUCUUUCUUUUCUCGAAAAUUCUCUCGCGUCAAUUCUAUAUAUUCGGAUUCUGAGCCAGAGCCGGAUUCCGAGUCCAUGUCACUCGUUGAUGAUAUAGGGAGUCUCGAGCCGAGGCCGGAGCUUAUAUCACUCAUCGAUCAAAUACUAAGCUUUAAGGUGGAUUCGGUAUCAAAGCCGGAUGAUGAGCUGGAGUUUGAUGAUUGGUUGUAUUUGUAUGGAUUAAGAUUCGGCAAUAAAAGAGAAUCUCUUGGCAAUUCUGUGGAUUCAGAGUUGGAGUCGAAGCUCAUAUCACUCAUUACGAAACUAAUGUCUAUCGACAUCAAUGGGAUUUCAGAGGAGUGGAAGGUCCUAUUACUCACUACUCAUAUAAUCUCUGUGGUGAGCUCAAUGGAAUUGGAUCCGCAGCCGAAGUCGGAGUCAGAGCUCAUGUUACUUGUUUCUCAAGCAAUCUCUGUCUUCAACUCUUUGGAUUUGGAUUCCCAACCGAAGCCCCUGUCGGAGCUCAUGUCACUCGUUACUCAAACAGUCUAUUUCUUCAAUUCCAUAGAUUUGGAUUCUCAGCCGAAGCAACUAUCGGAGUUCAUAUCACUCAUAACUCAAAAUAUGUCUUUGGCCUCUCCAAAUUGGUACCUGCAACUGAGGUUCAUCGUUAAUGAUAUAUUAAUUCUCGAGCCGGAGCCGGAGCUCAUAUCACUCAUCCAUCACAUAUUCUCCCUCGUCAUUUCUAUGAAUUCGAAGUGGGAGAAGCUUGUUUCCUUAUCCCCUCAAGCACAAGUAAGAUUCGAAGAAGGAGAAGAGAAUUUUCUGACGGAAAUCUCACUGAAGAGCAAUAACAAGUGGGAAUGUCUCUAUGGAAAGUGGGAAAAGUUUAGUUCAACAGGAAAAGGCGCUACCCAUUUUUUUUGCAAAGGUUGCAAUGGCCAGAACCAUGAAGAUUAUGAAAAAGCUCCACUUCAGAUCAAACACCCUCUUCAUCCAAGACAUUCUCUUCAGCUUGUCUUGCUGGACAUCAAUAGUAAUGACACGAAGAGAUGUUAUAGUUGUGAUCAUAGUAUCAGAGGAGCAUUUUAUUAUUGCUUGGCUUGCAACUUUGCUAUUGAUUAUACUUGUGUCUUGAAACCACGAGUCUUAUCUAUAGACAAUCCAAAGUGGCAUGAGCAUACACUUGCUUUCCAACUCGGGCUUCUUUCACAUGCAACUUGUGCGCCUUGA